Saccostrea cuccullata (small rock oyster) is the source of this 742-nucleotide messenger RNA. RefSeq lists its product as uncharacterized. Lineage: Eukaryota; Metazoa; Mollusca; Bivalvia; Ostreida; Ostreidae. The transcript has 6 exons. The annotation marks the transcript as partial. The record is from RefSeq and is a predicted model, not a curated record.
ACGAGCCUCGUCAGUGUAUGAUUAUCCAGGACAAACAAGGACUUCUACUUCCACGCAGGAAACCUGAGUUUUUGACAAGCAGAAACAAGGAAAUGUGCCAAAUAAGGAAUUCAAGUAGCAAAGCUUUACGUUGUGGCAACACAAGUGUUUCCAUUAAACCAGAGUGUGUAUGCUCCUUUCACAAUCUAUAUGAAGCAAUGUAUCAUGAUCAUUUUUCUUGUCCUGGUGAAGUGAAGUCAGACAAUGUUAGAUUAUUGAGAUGCGGCGAUUGUAUGGAAUACAGCUUACAAAACAAAGGUCCCUGUAUUCAUGGUGGACAGCUUACCUGCAAAGAGACUGGCCCUGAUGUGGAGGCACUAAAUAUCAGGUGUGAUUGUCCACUUAGAUUCGAGGGGAUGUUCUGUGAAAAUAAAAUGGAAAAGGUUACAAGAAUUUGUGAUAGAAAUGAAAAUGCAUCGUCUCUUAAUUACCUGCAGAACUGUGAUAGAACAAAAAUGGACUGCAUUACUUACAGUGAAAAUAAACGAUAUACUUUCAAGUGUACUAAAAAAUCUGCGACAAUCCUACGAGGAAAAGCUGAAUUGCCAAUCUGUAGAGAAACAGAAAUAAAUACCACAGAGUUGAAUGCAGCGAUAACUCCAGAGGGUGACAUCAGACUGACCAAUCCUCAAUACACAUCAAGAGGCAAGUCAUUGACACCUACUCUUUCAUUCAUUUUAUUUCUUAGGGAAUACGAACUGCU